This is a messenger RNA of Capsicum annuum, 603 nucleotides long. Its product is annotated as protein LURP-one-related 11-like. The transcript is spliced from 3 exons. Bases 1 to 603 code for a protein of 200 amino acids. NCBI's taxonomy places the organism in Eukaryota, Viridiplantae, Streptophyta, Magnoliopsida, Solanales, Solanaceae. The record is from RefSeq and is a predicted model, not a curated record.
AUGGCUAGAGUUUACUCAAACAAGUCAAACCUAAGUGCUAUUUCCUCUUAUGUGAGCCAAAGAAGAGAAAUAUUCACUUUGUGGAUGAAAUCUCUAGUCUACCAUGGAAAUGGAUGCACUGUUUAUGACUCAAAUGGACAAAUUGUUUAUAGAAUUGAUAACUACAACAUUAAACGUAGCAAAGAAGUUCAUCUCAUGGAUUCCAAUGGCAAAGUUCUCUUUUCUAUUCGAAAUAGGAAAGUUCCAGUAUUUGGACAUUGGGAUGGCUAUAAAUGGAGUUAUGAUGGAGUAACUAGUAAAGAAGUACCAUGGUUUCAAGUGAAGAAAAUUCACAAUGUCCUUAGAGGAGAUAAUGAAAACUAUUACAAUGUUAUAUUGGGGUGUAAUUCUGAAGCAAUUUACUAUAAGAUUAUCCUUGGUACAAAAUCUAUUAAGAUUAUGAACCAUCAAGGACGACUUGUCGCAGAGGUAAAACAAAAACAAGCAAGUUCAGGAGUACUAUUUGGAUAUGAUGUAUUAACAUUGGUGGUGGAACCUCAAGUUGAGCACUCAUUAAUUAUGGCUCUUGUUACUGUUUGUGGUCUUAUCCAUCACACAAUUUGA